UGCGCACGCCCAGGAGUCGGGCUGAGCGGUGGCCGUGUGGGUCACAGGGUCAGGCUGGACGUGGCCUGCUCUCCCCGGCCGGCCCACUAUGGAGAUGGACGUGAAAAGUCACGAAAACAAGCGGGACGCCCCGGGGGCCUGCGCCACCACACCCGCUGACGACAUGGGUCUGUCUCCGCCAGGCCCUCGCGCUGAUGACUUUAGUUUAUUUCGUGGGUGUGGGCGGCUCUCGCAGGGGGUUUACGACGCUCGGGCCUCGCUGGACUCGCGGACUCGCCAAGGGCAGCCACGCAGGCCCGUGCAGGCGGCCUCGCCGUGUCCCCGCCUCACUCACCCCUGCCCGUCCCUCCCUGUCCCCCGGGUUGUGCCCGCUGCAGGCUCGGGUUCCAGCGCCGACCGCCGACAUGCGCCCUCCGCCCAGGAUCCGCUGCGCGCUGCUCCUGCUGCUGCCUUUGCUGUGCUCGGCCGGAGCCCAGGUCAACCCAGCCGUGUGCCGCUACCCGCUGGGCGUGUCCGGCGGCCAAAUCCCCGAUGAGGACAUCACGGCCUCCAGCCAGUGGUCGGACUCCACGGCCGCCAAGUAUGGCAGGCUGGACUCCGAGGAGGGUGACGGAGCCUGGUGCCCCGAGGUGCCCGUGGAGCCCCAGAACCUGAAGGAGUUCCUGCAGAUCGACCUCAGGGAGCUGCACUUCAUCACGCUGGUGGGCACCCAGGGCCGCCAUGCCGGCGGCCACGGCAUCGAGUUCGCUCCCAAGUACAAGAUCAACUACAGCCGCGACGGCUCGCGCUGGAUCUCCUGGCGGAACCGGCAGGGGAAGCAGGUGCUGGACGGGAACAGCAACCCCUACGACAUCUUCCUCAAGGACCUGGAGCCGCCCAUCGUGGCUCGCCUCGUGCGCUUCGUGCCCGUCACCGACCACUCCAUGAAUGUGUGCAUGAGGGUCGAGCUGUAUGGCUGCCUGUGGCUCGACGGCCUUGUCUCUUACAACGCGCCGGCCGGCCAGCAGCUCGUACUCCCCGGGGGCUCCGUCAUCUACCUGAACGACUCUGUCUACGACGGGGCCGUGGGGUACAGCAUGACCGAGGGCCUGGGCCAGCUCACGGACGGCGUGUCAGGGCUGGACGACUUCGCGCAGACGCACGAGUAUCACGCGUGGCCGGGCUACGACUACGUGGGCUGGCGCAAUGCGAGCGCGCAGGGCGGCUUCGUGGAGAUCACCUUCGAGUUCGACCGUGUGCGCAACUUCACGGCCAUGAAGGUCCACUGUAACAACAUGUUUGCCAAAGGCGUGAAGAUCUUCCGGGAGGUCCACUGCUUCUUCCGCUCGGACGCGGGCGAGUGGGAGCCCAACGCCGUGUCCUUCCCGCUUGUCCUGGACAGCGUGAACCCCAGCGCACGCUUCGUCACCGUCCCCCUGCAGCACCGCAUGGCCAGCGCCAUCAAGUGCCAGUACCACUUCGCCGACGCCUGGCUCAUGUUCAGCGAGGUCACCUUCCAGUCAGACGCCGCCAGGUACAACAUGUCCGGGGCGCUGCCCACCUCGGCCGGGGCGCCCAGCACCUAUGACCCCAUGCUGAAGGCGGACGACAGCAACACGCGGGUGCUCAUCGGCUGCCUGGUGGCCAUCAUCUUCAUCCUGCUGGCCGUCAUCGUCAUCAUCCUGUGGCGGCAGUUCUGGCAGAAGAUGCUGGAGAAGGCGUCCCGCCGCAUGCUGGACGACGAGCUGACCGUCAGCCUGUCGCUGCCCAGCGAGGCCAGCUCCACCCAGCGCCGCUCGCCCGCGGCCAGCGAGCGCGGCUCCACGUCCACCUACGAGCGCAUCUUCCCGCUGCGGCCCGACUACCAGGAGCCAUCGCGGCUCAUCCGCCGGCUGCCCGAGUUCGCGCCCGCCGAGGACGAGGCAGGCGGGGGCAAGCCAGCGCUGCCCGCCGGGCCCGAGGGGGCGCCCCACUACGCCGAGGCCGAUAUCAUCAACCUCCAGGGGGUGACCGGGGGCAACACCUACUCGGUGCCCGCCGUCGCCAUGGACCUGCUGGCCGGCAAGGAGGCGGCGCUGGCUGAGUUCCCCCGCGAGCUGCUGGCCUUCAAAGAGAAGCUGGGCGAGGGCCAGUUCGGGGAGGUCCACCUCUGCGAAGUGGACGGCAUGGACAAGUUCGCGGACAAGGACUUUGCCCUGGACGUCAGUGCCAGCCAGCCCAUGCCUGUGGCCGUGAAGAUGCUGCGGGCGGACGCCAACAAAAACGCCAGGAGCGACUUCCUGAAGGAGAUCAAGAUCAUGGCGCGGCUGAAGGACCCCAACAUCAUCCGGCUGCUGGCCGUGUGCGUGGCCGAGGACCCGCUGUGCAUGGUCACCGAGUACAUGGAGAACGGGGACCUCAACCAGUUCCUGUCGCGCCACGAGCCCCCCGGCCCCGCCUGCAGCUCUGCCACCGUCAGCUACGCUGACCUCAAGUUCAUGGCCACCCAGAUCGCCUCGGGCAUGAAGUACCUGUCGUCCCUCAACUUCGUCCACCGGGACCUGGCCACGCGCAACUGCCUGGUCGGCCGCAACUACACCAUCAAGAUCGCAGACUUCGGCAUGAGCCGGAACCUGUACAGCGGCCACUACUACCGCAUCCAGGGCCGCGCCGUGCUGCCCAUCCGCUGGAUGUCCUGGGAGAGCAUCCUGCUGGGCAAGUUCACCACGGCCAGCGACGUGUGGGCCUUCGGGGUGACCCUGUGGGAGAUGCUGACCUUCUGCCAGGAGCAGCCCUACUCGCAGCUGUCGGACGAGCAGGUCAUCGAGAACACCGGCGAGUUCUUCCGAGACCAGGGCCGCCAGACCUACCUCCCGCAGCCGGCCGUGUGCCCCGACUCGCUGUAUGCGCUCCUGCUCAGCUGUUGGCGGAGGGACGCCCGGCGCCGCCCGUCCUUCCAGGAGCUGCACCUGCUCCUGCGGCAGGAGGGCGCCGAGUGACCCGCCCCGCGCGCCCGCGCUCCCUUACACGCACUUCCGAUUUUUUUACAUUAAAGAACUCAGAAGGAAAAGCAGUCGCGGACUCGGGGCUGCCGCAGGGGUGACGGGCGGGAGCUGGACGCGUGUCCGGGCCGGGCGCUGCAGCGGCGGCGGGCGCGUCCUUCCCCGCACCGGACACCGCGCAGGAGACGGCCUGGAGGACGCGAGGAGCCGCGGCCCGGGCGGCGGGGCCAGCCGGAUUCCCGCCCAUCCAUCCCCGCUUGAACCCGCUUCCCCGUCUCCGUGUGCCCGUGACGGACACCCGUCCAGCUCUGCCCGCGGAAGGCAUCACCUGGCAUCGGUGGAGGCUGAGACCCCCGGCAGGGGAGGCCAGAGGGGGCAGCCCCUCCCGGCUCUCCUGGCCCCCACGGGCCCCGCUGACCCUCAGAGGCCCCAGAGCGGGCAGGCGGGCACCUCCACGGAUCGUGGCUUUUCAGCAGCGCAGACGGCCCCGUCUGGCGUGACCCGCGGCCCAGAAGGACAAUUUCCAGGGCCACAGCAAAGCCCCCCCCCCCGACCCCCUUUCUCUGCUGUGCUGCAUGGGGGCCGCGGCUUCUGGGGCGCGGAGGGCGCCACGCGUCCCCGCGUCCAGCUGCCCUGGAGCCACGAGUGUCGCAAAGUGGGUGGUGCCGCGGCGUGGGUGGCAGAGCCCACGGGAGCGGCUGAAGGGACUCGGA
Sorex araneus (European shrew) is the source of this 3673-nucleotide messenger RNA. RefSeq names its product discoidin domain receptor tyrosine kinase 2 (gene DDR2). The transcript is spliced from 16 exons. NCBI's taxonomy places the organism in Eukaryota, Metazoa, Chordata, Mammalia, Eulipotyphla, Soricidae. Gene Ontology annotation, molecular function: collagen binding; ATP binding; protein tyrosine kinase collagen receptor activity. Gene Ontology annotation, biological process: cell surface receptor protein tyrosine kinase signaling pathway; positive regulation of kinase activity; multicellular organism development. The coding region runs from base 195 to 2957 and encodes 920 amino acids. Gene Ontology annotation, cellular component: signaling receptor complex; membrane. The record is from RefSeq and is a predicted model, not a curated record.